Messenger RNA from Thecamonas trahens ATCC 50062, 1356 nucleotides. RefSeq lists its product as uncharacterized. Bases 1 to 1356 code for a protein of 451 amino acids. Lineage: Eukaryota; Apusomonadida; Apusomonadidae. The record is from RefSeq and is a predicted model, not a curated record. The transcript has 3 exons. Gene Ontology annotation, molecular function: calcium ion binding.
AUGGCUCGGGUCGUCGGUCCGGCGAGGGCAGGCAAGGCGUUGCGGGCGCUUCGAGCGCUGCGGGAGCUGCAGGAGCUCCUGGCCCACCGCCACUCGAGCGGGCAUGGCGGAUCGGCGGACGCUUCGUCGGCCAUUUAUCGCAAGCUGGUCGAGGCCAUGCAUAAUGUGGCUGCAGCCGAUCCUGGUCCCGCAGGCCCGGGUCUUGGCGGCGUGGCGGAUGAGCAUGAGCUCAGCGGUGUUUGGGGCGAGAGCGACGGUGAUGAUAACUACGUGGCGAUGUUUGGCUUUGCGCUCCCGCCAGACGAGGUCCGGGCGCCGCGGGUCUCGUUUGUGCGACAGGCUUCGGGCUCGGGCGGCGAGCCAGGGCUACGGUUUGGCGACUCUGUGGCUUCGCUGGGGGCGACAAUGGAGCGGUCGAUGACGUCUGAUGGCGGCGGCGAGGGUGAGGGGCAGGGUGGGGCUGGCGACGACGACGACGAUGAGCUCCUCGCGGAAGAAAUGCUGCGGCGAGUGGAGGACGAGGUAGACGCUGAGUUUGCCGGCCUCGACUUUGACGACACUGACUUUGUGACGCAGCUCCGGCAGCGGCAGUUUCGGCUGGCGCAGCGCGAGCGCGAGCUUGGACGCAAGCGGGCAGCAUACCACUCGCAUCGCGCGGAUGUGGAGGCCAAGGCGCGGCGGUCGGUUCGGCGGAUGGCGGUCGACCAGGUUAUGCACGCGUCGGUCGACUAUGGGCCAGAGUCGGUGACCGGGCCGAACCGCAAGCCGUGGCGGUUCUACGCCAAGAACUACGACUUUCCAGUCUCGUACCCGGACGUUGGAUCGCAGCGCCGCGAGUACGAUGCCAAGAAGAUGCGGUUUAAGCCGAUUCCGCUGCCGUGGGACCACUGGGACAAGAAGCUCAAGUAUGUGCAGGACACGUACGCCGAGUCGGUCAAGGAGGAGCAGCGCGCCAACGAGUCGCGGUGGCGCGGUGCUAGCGGAAGCAAGCACGGGACUCGUCGGCGAGCCGCGGGGAAGGCCAAGGCCACCGCUGGCGGCGGCGACCCGGUUGUCGGCGAUGGUGGUGGUGGCGGUGGCGGCGGCGGCGGUGGCGAGCGGCUGUACGAACUCUCGACUAGCGAGCGGAGCGAGGUCAGCGCCAUCUUCAACCUGUUUGACUCGGACCACGACGGUCGGAUCUCGAUCUCAGAGCUGCGAUCGCUCAUCGACGACACGGUGGAGCAGUACCCGCGACUGUGGGAGCUCAUCCGGCGGGUCCGCUACCGGCGGAUGCGCAAGCAGCAGCGGCAAGAGUAUCUGCGCGAGCGCGAGCUGGCGGCGGAGGACCCGAGCGACCGAUCCAAUCACGCGUGA